Molecule: messenger RNA, 1557 nt
Organism: Fukomys damarensis (Damara mole-rat)
Lineage: Eukaryota; Metazoa; Chordata; Mammalia; Rodentia; Bathyergidae
Gene: Bcl2l14
Product: BCL2 like 14
Exons: 6
Coding region: 230-1210 (326 amino acids)
Biological process (GO): regulation of apoptotic process
Source: RefSeq, a predicted model, not a curated record
GCAGCCUUCCCUCGGCCUGUUCUCCAGGCCAUGGCACAGGUGCACAAGAAAGUAGGCUGCGGUGGACAAAUGCCUCUGGAGCCUGGGGCUUGGGGACCGGCUCUUACAUUGUGACGGCCACAGCAGGUCAUACGGCCAAAACCAGAAUCGGGAGACAGGGCAGGUCUUCCGCCCAAGGCUGGGGUGGACUGCAGAGCCGCACGGGGCCAAGCCCAGAUGCAGGCCCACCAUGUGCAGCACCAGCGUGUGUGACCUGGAAGACGUGCCCCUGGAUGACGAUGACCCAGACAGCCUAGAAUUCAAACUCCUGGCCUUCUAUGCCAGGCACCACGUCUUCAAGAGCUCCUCUUCUGUCUACUCAUCCAAGGUGCUCAGAACAAAAAGCCUGUCCCUGCAGCCGGGCGGGAGUUGGCCAGUCGAGUCAUGGACACAGGUGUCACGGCCUUCCAGAGAUUCCUCAUCCAGCGAGAAGCACAUCAACCUGGGCAAGAAAAAGUAUUCUCUGAGAGCACUGUUUGGGGUAACCGAAAAGGAGGAAGAGCCUCCGAGCUCACCGAGGGAGGUGCGUUCUCAGGGCCCGUGGCCCGUGGAACUCCAGGGCAGUCUCCACGGUCAGCAGUGGUCCAGGUCCCUUUCCAACGUGGCACAGCGCCAGGGCAGUGAAGCCGUGGACCCCAAAAUUGCUUCCAUCGCCAACCGAGUGGCUGAAAUCGUGUACUCCUGGCCACCGCUAGAAGCCCAGGGAAGACACUUCAAGUUCAAGGGUACAAAAUUACAGAGUUUCCAAUUCCAGCCGGGAGGCUUAGAACAUAGAGCUGCAACUUCUAAGAAAGAUGGAGAAGACCCAACAAUCACCAAAAUUGUUGAGCUGCUGAAAUAUUCAGGGGAUCAGUUGGAAAUUGAGUUGAAGAAAGACAAGAACUUGAUGAGCAGCUUCCAGGAUGGGCUGUCCUAUUCUGUUUUCAAGACCAUCACAGACCAGUUCCUCAAGGGUGUGGACACCAGAGGGGAAUCAGAAGUCAAAGCUCAGGGCUUCAAAGCUGCCCUUGCAAUAGAUGCCAUGGCCAAGCUCACAGCUAUUGACAACCACCCAAUGAACAGGGUGCUGGGCUUUGGAGCCAAGUACCUGAAGGAGAACUUCUCACCCUGGGUCCAACAGCAUGGUGGAUGGGAAAAAAUACUCGGGAUAUCGCUUGAAGAAGUCGACUGAAGUAUCAUCUGGAAUACGCAUUGUCCAGGGGUGAUCCUAUAUACUUGUGUCUCAACACAGACUGUGGGGGAAGAUCCAAAGGUACAAGGCAGAAGGAGCACGGAGGUUAUUACUGCUGGGACUCAGAGGCACCAGGGGAAGCCCUGCUCUUCUCCAGCUCAAGGGACAAUAGUAGCAUCAUUUUUAACACUGACAUUUUCAGGUCCUCCCCUGAGUGUGUGAGGAAGUGUACAAAGAUAAGUGGUAAUUUUAAAUGUUCAACAUGGAAACCAUCUUCCUGUCUCUGUAAACUACAUUAGAGGAAGUAUUAUGGACGUCUGUUGGCCUCACGAAGGUGAAAUGAUAAA